GAAAGGACGGGACGGAGCUGCAGUUCUCCAGGAGCCAGGCCAGGAGGCGGGGAGAAGCCGGAAGCCUCUCUACUGCCCUGCCCGCCCCGGUCAGCUCAGACCCGCCCCCUCGAUUGCCCCGGCUAGUUCAGACCUCCCGGCUCGGCCCGGCUCAGCAGGCGGUGAUAAAAUGUCAGCUCCAGGACCACAUAACGUUGUUCCAGGAGCAUCAGCUGCUCCAACUGCACCUCCUUCCUAUGAAGAGACAAUGGCUAUCAACAAUUUUUUCCCUACUCCUCCCCCUGGGCGUAUACCAGGAGCAGUGCCAGGCGCAGAUGGGAAGGGCAUGAAUCCUCCUGCCUACUAUACUCAGCCAUUGCCAGUUCCUAAUCCUAAUGCAAUUGCGGUUCAGACUGUGUAUGUACAGCAGCCUGUCUCCUUUUUUGACCGUCCCGUCCAGAUGUGCUGUCCCUCAUGUAACAAGAUGAUAGUGACCAGUCUCUCCUAUAAUGCAGGAGCCCUCACUUGGCUUUCUUGUGGCAGCCUUUGCUUACUGGGAUGUAUUGCUGGCUGCUGUUUCAUUCCAUUUUGUGUGGAUGCCCUUCAGGAUGUUGAUCACUAUUGUCCAAAUUGCAAAGCUCUUCUUGGCACCUAUAAGCGUUUAUAGGACCAAAUCAAAUGUGAUGAAUCUGCCUAAAAAGGUUUGAUGGCUUUUCAAGUCCUUCGGAAACUUCACCAAGCCCACCACUGGUGAUGAUCUGCUUUUUGGUGGUCAGAUUUUUCCAGUGGUCCAUUUAAAGGAGAAAAAACAAACCAACCAAAACCAAAUCAAGCCCCCAACAACCUCCAAACCUACGAACAUACUACUUGGAGGACUUGAAAGGACAUACAGAGACAUUCACCUCGAGAACAUUGGUUUUAAGUAUAGUCUGCCUAUGUAUGAACCAAAGUCAUCCCUGUCUUUGACUGAUUGCUGGCUUAUUUAAGAUUGCAUUUGGUGAUUAUUGAUUGGCAGGCCCUUCCUGCCUCCUCUGUUAGCACCUUUGCUGAUGGUCUUUACAUAGAAGUCAUGGGCUGCCUUGGUUUUGAGACUGAACUGGCCAGAAAGAGGCCCAAUCAAUCCAUAGUGCCUACAGUUUGCCCAUCCAUAGGGCAGAAUCUUGGUUUAGAGACCUUAGGAGAUGCUAGUCUCAGAUACCAUUCAAUUAGGGACCUUUUAUGAGCACAAAAAUUCACUUUAACUUUUUUUAUUGUUUUUAAGGGGGGGAGGGGAACCUAGUAAUUCUUAACACAAGGUGCUUGCUACCAGAUACAUUUCUAUGAGUUCACAAGAGCUUGUGAGAAGUAGAAUUUCUUUUCAGUUAUAGUUGAGUGGUCAGACCUUUAGCACAUGAAGUCUAUGGGUCCCUCUGAUCCAUUAGUUUUCUUAGCAAUUGAGUUGGGUUUUUUUUUUUUUAAAGAAACUUACUUUUGGAUUGAUUUAUCUUUGUUAAUGACUUCAAAGCAAAUGCUCAUCAGCCCAUCUUGACUAAUUCUGUGAAUGAAUGACAUCAUUCCUACAUAUGCCAGUGUGGCAUUAUCCCUUUUUAUUAAAAACAAAUACACAAAUCAAAAAUACUACCUUGCUGCCUUUAAUUUGACUCAUUGCAGCUCUCUACAACUUUCACAAUCAUAAUUCAAAAAGUUAAAAACUUUCGGCUCCUUGGUUUUGUAAAAUGUGUGAAAGCAUGGCUUUGAUUUGUAGGUCGAGCUUAUUUUUGGAACCCUUUUACCAAAAGCCUGCAUAUUGUAGGAAACCUUGUGAACCUGACCUACUUCAAAGGAAUCUAGAAUUUACUAUUAUUUUCACAAAUUAAAUGAGUUUCAACACAUUGUAAGACAUGACUGUUAAGACUGUUAUCCAGCUGAGAGCCCUUUUGGUUAAGAACUAUAUUGUGUUCAAAAUCAACACACAAACAAGACUCUGGUUUCAAGAUUCCCUCAUUCAGUAUUCAGUGAAAGCAAAGGAAAUGUCUGGAUAAUAUCUUUAAAAAUCAGCCCUAAAAUGUUGGAUGAAAGCUAUCCAUUGGUUAAAAAUUGUAAUAGUUAUAUUGAUAAUUAGGAUGGCUUAUUCUCUUUUAAGUGUGGGUAAAAGCCCAUACUGUUUCCAAAGUAAGGUUGUUGAAAGGUAUAUAGCUCUCUUGGAGUACUUUGGCUUUUAUUUACAGUACUUUGGCCUUUUAUUAAGUCUUUAAAUUACUUGGUGAACAUUUUAUAAAAGGCUCCUUGUGGGUUUAGGAAAGGUUUCAUAUUAUGUUGCAGCUGUUGCUUCCAAAAACAAAACCAAACAAAACCAAAACAACAACAAAACCCAACACGAAAAACCCCAAUUCUUUAUUAGCCAGAUGGUGAUAGAAUAUAUUUAGUGAUAAAGAGUGAAGACUAACCUAAUCUCUGACAGUGUACCCUUAAAGUCAGUAUAAAUGAUUAUGAGAUGCACACACUCAAUGAAUCAAAUUUGGUUAUAGCUUAUUUGAACCCAUAUUUUAUCUCAAUGGCAGCAAAACUCAAACCAGAGCAAGAUCUUACAUUAUAAACAAAAUGUAAAGAAAAUGGAAGAAAAGCAUGAUUAUGCUUCCAAUAAAAUAUGGUUUAUUUGAUGAUUAACUGGGACCUUUGUUGGUGCCAGGAGGAAGAUAGCCUAUCUAUGAGGUAUACCUGUACAUUGCUAAUCAUACAUUUGCUUUUACCUAAUUAGACAGUCAUAUGGAAGGGUUCAGGAAAUUAAGGAAUAUCAUCUCGAUGCAGCUUAUGUUGUCAUUGAAACAUUUAUAAUUUAUGGUUUUAAAAAUCACUGCUUACUAAUACCAGGUGUGUUUAGAAUUCUUCCUUUGUUGUAAAGAACUCAAGAUGGUAUGUUUCUAGCUGUUUUGUUCAAUGUUUCUAGCUGUUUUGUAAAAUGGUCUCAGGCUAUUGUUGAAAUUAAUAUAUGCAAAUUCUGUAAUGCAGGCACUUUGCAUUGUGCAUGAAAAUGCACUUUGUAGACAGCAAAAUGUAUAAUUACAUAAUUAAAAAAUAAAAUUGGGUGCAUUUUAGGACAUUCCAUUAUCCUGUGCAAAGUUCAUAUUUAUUAAUUUUUCAUAUGGUUGGAAGUAAGUUAAGUGAGGUAAUUUGCAAGCAAUGAAUUUAAUAGUAUAAAUAGUUUUAAAUAUGCUUGUACCCUAAAGAAGGAUUUUAGUUCAUUCCAGGCCAAAAGUACCAGUGUGCCUAUGCAAAGCCGCUUAGUUGUAGUAUUUUUGAUUAUUAUUACAUAGGUAUCUAUUUGUAUCUUGUUCAUUUUCCAUGGAAAGUAUUCCAUUUUUACUGUGACCACUCCUAUUAUAUCUUUGCAGUCUAUGACAUUUGCCAGUGGAAAGUCAAUUCCAUAGCAACAGGGACCUUUUGAGUUAGCAUCCUGAAUAUACACACUCUUCAGUUUGUUACUGAACUGUUUAGAAAAGCUAUUUUCUUGCUCUACUGUAGGUUCUUCUUUCAAGGGGAGCUUGUUACAUUGGGGGGUGGGGUGUUAAAAUAUAGCCACAAUUGAGUGGACUGAAAUCUCCUUCUUUGUGUGAAUAUUACAAAUGAACCUCAAUGUGUGCAUAUUAUUUAUAAAGAAGUUUGUCAUUCUGAAUUCUA
This is a messenger RNA of Dromiciops gliroides (monito del monte), 3636 nucleotides long. RefSeq names its product lipopolysaccharide induced TNF factor (gene LITAF). Gene Ontology annotation, biological process: regulation of cytokine production. Bases 170 to 646 code for a protein of 158 amino acids. NCBI's taxonomy places the organism in Eukaryota, Metazoa, Chordata, Mammalia, Microbiotheria, Microbiotheriidae. The transcript is spliced from 4 exons. The record is from RefSeq and is a predicted model, not a curated record. Gene Ontology annotation, molecular function: zinc ion binding.